AUGGCCGCGCCCAGCAUUGCUCGAAAUCGCGCUGUUAUUGGUGGAGUGUGUUUGACAGUUACAGUUGGCGUCUGCGGCUGUGCCGCGUUCUGUUACUAUGGCCACACACACACUUCCGGGUUUGGAUUUCCGGCCGUUGCAUUCUGUCACCAGCUGCUGACGCCGCCAACUUUGAAGAUGUCUUCAGAUGGCGAGAGCACAAGAAGUCCUGUUUUACCAAAUGAUUCAGACCACGGCAGUUCAGUAUCCUCAGAUUUCCAGGAUGAAUAUGACCAGCUUCUUCGUUACGCUGUGGUAACUCCAAAGUUUGGGUCUCAUUUCCUCAGGGAGCAUCAAACGACUGCUGAGCAAACCACAAGUGACAGGUUUUCAAGUCCCAGGGAAUCUGAGCAAGAGCAGGCUGCAGAAAGAAGUCAAACUUCAUCCUCUCAAGAUCUUCAUCAGCAAUCAAAUAGAGAAAUUGAAAGAGACAAUCCUGCAACUGAAGCAGAUCAUCAUUCAGCAUCAAGGAGCCAAACGGAGCAGAUAGCAUUUCAGAGAUCACCAUUUGCUUCAGUCCUGGAAGCAUUCUCUCCUGUUCACUCAGAGGAGAUGUCUCUUCAUGGAUCCUCCUCUUCCUCUACGAGGUCACAGGUGGAACAAGUCAGAGUAACAGAGCUCCCCAUCCCUGCUGAAGACCUGCAACAGGUGGAAGAUUUGCUUGAACUAUGGAGUGGGGGGCUUAAG
Messenger RNA from Nanorana parkeri, 726 nucleotides. Its product is annotated as centrosomal protein POC5-like. The annotation marks the transcript as partial. The transcript has 5 exons. NCBI's taxonomy places the organism in Eukaryota, Metazoa, Chordata, Amphibia, Anura, Dicroglossidae. The record is from RefSeq and is a predicted model, not a curated record. Gene Ontology annotation, cellular component: centrosome.